UGCAGCAUAAACCAUAACAUUGUAAGGCAUAAAAAGCGGGAAUCGUCACUCGCAUAUACAAUAAUAUAAGGGAAUAAUACAUAAAUAACUCAACUCUACAUGGAAACAUUCCAUCGCGAUGAGUUCCCUGAAUUCAUUCAUGCCUAGUUAUUGUUUGAUCGAUAGACCUUUAUUUUCUAGUUCAGUUCUUAGUCCCAGUCGAGUAAGAGUUGUGAAAAAUUUUCAUUAUCCAAAGUUUAAACUUUAAAAAUCAUUCAAUGGCUUCAAUACAAUCGGUUGUAACAUUUGAGAAGCCACUAAAGCAUCUCUCACUCAAUGAUUGGAACCUGAGAAUAUCACAGCUAAGCAGCAAUUCUGAAACGAAGCGAUUUGAUGCCUUCAACUUGAGGCAAACGUCAAGAAAUUUAAGGAAUGAAAGCACUGUCGAGUCUUUUUGGUCAACUUACUAUAAUAAUGAGAGAUUUGCUGACCGAGUCGCUGAACUUGAUCGUUGGCACCAAACGAUGGUCGAGUGCUAUAAGCGAAUCCAAAAAGAGAUUAAAAUGUUGCAGGAUGAAAAGGAGAUGACCGAGAAAUGUUUGGAAUCUCAAAUUACACCACUCAUUGUUGUGUCGGAGUGCAUAUCGCAACGUGAUGUACGUCUACCACCUGAACUUACUUAUGACAGUGUCGAUGAAGAACUGCAAACUGAGUUGUGCAUUGUGGAAAGCAAUAAACGCUUAUUAAGGGAUCAGUGUCAAGCAGCAUGGAAUAAAUUAAAUGAAUUAAUUGAAGUCCGUUUCAAGUUAAAUAUCGAUAUAGAGGAUAAACGCGAGGCACACGACAUUGACAGUGAACAAAUGGCAUUGAAUAAGGAGUGCUCGUCUAUUACCUAUAAAGUUGAUCCAUUGCGAGUUCCUCGUAAUGCCUGUACGUACAAUGGAUGGCUCGAGAAUUGUAAGGAACUCAAGCUCUUAUCCGACAAAGAAUUGAAGGAAUCUUAUGCUGUACGCGAGUCUCUGUUUGUGGCACGAGAAAAGGCUAAAAACUUGUUGCAUGCACAACAGGAAAAGACGGAGCAUACGAUUCGUAGGCGCAUAUUUGAAACACAACGUCAACGUAAUGAAUUGCAAUGGCAAAAGAAUAAGACCCAAGAUGAAUUAGAAAAGGUAGCACGAGAGAUAGGUGACUUGCAUGAAACGCUGAGAGUCAAGGACAAUGCUUUGAAAUUGACUGAGACACGUUUGGAAAAUAGAACAAAUAGAUCCGGCAUGGAACUUGUUCUAGACUCUGUCUAUGACGGCUUAUGUGACGAAGUUGUUCAAUUACGUGAAAUUCGUAAGGUUUUGAAGGAGAGAAUAUUGAAUGCCAAAGGAAUGCACAACUAUUUGGAAAUUCAACUGGCUAAAAUUGAUCAAGAUUUACAAAACAAAGAACAUUCACUUGCCACUGAUGUGAAGGGCCUCGAUAUGAGAAUGCGAUUGAAACAAAAUUCCUGGAAUACUUCGGAUCGUGCAAUUGAGUUCAGCAAUGUUGAGAAUCAAAUUUCGAGAAAUUGAAAAAAAGUUUUUAAUUGAUAAGGAAUUUUAAAAAUCAUUAAUAUGCCAGAUUAAUUAAUUUAUCAUGGUCUUUAAUUAUCUAAUUAAUUUAUUCAUGAAUUGGUUGCGAUAUUCGGAUUUUUCAGUGCAUAUUUUGCAAAGCAAGUGUCAUUCCAUGUUAAAUUAUGUGCUAUAGAUGGGGAUUUGCUGUCACAUCGAUGUCCAUCGAGCAUGAUUAUUUAUGGGAAACUUAAUUAAUAAAUUGUAAAGAAGUUGCUUUAUGGCAUUGCCUGAAGAUUGGUUAAUUCAAUUAAAAUUGAUUUAAAAUUUUAACGGUUUUAUGGAAUUUGAAUUUCUCAACCCAAAAAAUUUCAAAUUCAAAAAUACAGUUAAAAUCUUAAAAUAGAAUUUAAAGCAGCAAAUCAAGUUUAAUGCCCUUAAAAAUCUCUCAUUUCAUUCGCAUGUCGCAACCAGUUCAUGAUAUACACCCAAUAAGAAGAAAAAUAUUCAAUACCAAUGUAUUUUGAAACAAUUUUUUUUUUCCUUAUCACGAUCUUAAAUCUUGUCCUAAAGUCAAUGGC
This is a messenger RNA of Chironomus riparius, 2098 nucleotides long. NCBI's taxonomy places the organism in Eukaryota, Metazoa, Arthropoda, Insecta, Diptera, Chironomidae. The record is from the annotation of a GenBank genome assembly.